UCUGCAAUGUUUGAUAUUCUGAGAAAGACGUUGAAAGUACAAGGAACAUCCUGACACAAGUGAUAUCGUCCAGGAAGGAGGAUAGAGACUUCUACGAGUCGUUUACGCACGGUCCGUAUCAGUCCGUAUACAGAUCAUCCAGCACCGUAGCUGAGGAGGUCGGGAGUGGUGGGGAGGACAAAGCCGUCAUGGCUGACAUUAACGAGGAGUGUAGUUUUGGAGUGGUCGUGCUGUGGAGAAGAGCUCGUACGGUGUGGUAAUACAAAAUAUGGGGAGAAAUGGGCAGACGAGUAAGCGGAGACGGGGCUAGCGAGCUGGCAGUCCUUCUACCGGAUGAUACAUGUGAGAGGACGGCGAAGAUGGAGUCCAGGGCAAGGAGAACUCGACUACGCGGUAUCAUCGGCAUUUGUAUCAUCCUCGCUCUUACUGGGAUUGUAUACCUUGGCUACUUCUGUCCGGAUCAUGUGUGCGCCCUAACAAAUCGUGACCUUAAGGAGUCCAGUAGGCUAUCAGAAGGUUUUGCUGCUGGCACUGGUUCUGGACUUUCCUUCCCUUCCAUAGAACCUGAUCGGAGUAAUCUUCUUUCUGUGCAUCCUGCCUUCAAGCUACAGAGUAUCCAAGGAAGUCUUGGCUACGAGGACAUCUUCACCAAUGAUACCUUUCAAUUUGACAUUAAUGCUAACGAUGUCAUCGUAUUCCUCCAUAUACAAAAAACUGGUGGUACAUUAUUUGGCAAACAUUUGGUACGCGAUCUAGAUCUUCAGAAACCCUGUUCUUGUCAAAGAAGACGCAAGCGUUGUUUUUGCUUCCGUCCAAACCGCAAUGAAAAUUGGCUCUUCUCGCGUUACUCAACGGGUUGGAAAUGCGGGCUGCAUGCAGACUGGACCGAACUGACGAGUUGCGUAGACUCUGAAUUGAAUAAAAUUGAGGGGGAAGGCGUAAAGCGGAGAUACUUUUAUAUUACUAUAAUAAGAGAUCCCGUAGCGCGAUACCUCUCAGAAUUUCGACACGUUCAGCGUGGUGCUACCUGGAGAGGAGCUCGUCAUUGGUGCGGAGGAGCCCAGGCGAAUAUUCCUCAAUGUUACAACGGUCCUAGCUGGCAAGGUGUCACCUUAGAGCAGUUUAUGAGUUGCCCACACAAUCUGGCCAGUAAUAGGCAAACACGAAUGCUUGCCGAUCUUUCCCUGAUUGGUUGCUACAAUUCCAGUCUCAGCAAGCAGGAGAGCGAUCGCCUGAUGCUGGCGAGUGCCAAGAACAACCUGCAAUUCAUGCCCUUCUUCAUGCUCACCGAAUAUCAAAAAGUAGGUCAGUACUCCUUCGAAGAGACUUUUGGCAUGAGAUUCGCAGUGGCGUUCGAACAGCACAACGCCACCCUGAGUGCAGCUACAAUGGCGACCCUUAAUCAUGAACAGCUGGACGCGGUUCGUAGGCUAAACAGGCUGGAUCUGGAGCUGUAUGAAUUUGCAAAGACCCUGGCGUUCCAGCGGUUCCGACGGCUGAGGGAUCGGGAUCCUCACUUUGUGCAGAGAUUCCAGCACCUGGGGGAACUGCCCUCGAGGCAGAGUGCCACCGAGUUCAAUUGGGACUCCGUCAUCGAGGACACUACGGACAACGACUAAGAGGUCGCAGAGAAUACUGAGCCAGACAACACAUAUUUUCAAAGUCAUUUUUAAGAUGUCUUAAGGAAAACUUUAUGCCAUUAGACGCCUCAAAUACGACUUUUGAAUAUUAUCUGUUGUCUGGGGAAUUCUCGACUGAGAAAGUGGAGUCAAAGCUGCCUUUUCUUGGUGCUUCGACACAGCUUCUGUAAGUAUCCCCUCCAAUAAGAACCAGGUCCAGGAAUGUUAGAAGCUUUACUAACGGGACCUGGUGGACUUGAGCAUCUUUGGGAGCUGGCCUUUGGCACUGGAUGCUCAUCACAAGCUUCUUAUGCAAUUCUGUGUAAAUUGCAUAAGUAGGAGUCUUCAACCUAAAGCCUUAGGAACUUUUUACUCCAGAUCCUGACACCAAAGAGAACGCCGAGUACGUUAUAGAAUCUCGGUGAGAUCUCACAUCUCUGCUAUUUUAAAUACGAAACCUGUGCUCUUGUCGUUUUCUUUGUUACGCGAAGAACAAUUAAUUAAUUGAACGUUGUGGUUGUGUAUCGAGAUUAUGGUACUUCUGAAUCACGAGGAGCUAUACCGAACGAAUAGGAUCAAUCUCGUGUCUUCUUGUAGGACAAUGUUUCCUACAAAAUUCAACGUAUAGAUCUGCAGCUUACAUAUCCUUAUUUGUAAAUGAUAAACGUCUCAGCCACUUCCGGUUGUUUAUACGUCAAGUCGACGAUCAACGGCAUACGAAAUUAUUUCCGUAGCCCAGCACGAAUUAGAGACAAAAACAAUGUACCCUUCUGAAUUUUGUUUUACUGAGACACAUUUAUUUUUCAUGCCAGGGAGAGCUCCUGGGGAUGCUGCGUUAUUUGACAUACAGAAUUCUUUAGCAAUCGUACGUGAUUCUCUGACGACUGCCUUUAGAUCUCGGUGAUAACUGCCCUUUAGAUAAUUAGAUAACUCCAAAACGAUAUAUCGUCCUGUGGGAAUCAGACUUUUCCAUCAUUUUUACUAAAAGCCACAACUAGCCUUUAGAAACGUCAGUGUCAAGGAUCCGCACGAUUUCUGGUCUUCGUUUAUGUAUGACGAGUCUGCGAAUUUUUAACGAUAAUAAGCGUAACAAUUAAUUGAUGGGUUUAGAGUGCCGUGUGGAUGCGAUGAUGCUUGCUGCGUGACUGUUUAGUUUAUAGAAAAAUUUGUCAGGAGUAUCCAACGUUUAACCUGUAGACCGCCGGUCGUUUUUCAAUACAAGCGCAAAACGUGUUACUAGAUUUUCGUUACUUAUUCGGAUGAAUAUUGUAUGUCAUUGAAAUAUUUUGAAAAUUGGAUAAAAGGCGGUCUGGAGGUUAAACGGAUUCUUCUCGCCAAUAAACCCACCCGUAUGUGAAAAUUACAAGAGUUGCAGCUUAAGAAGUCGACGAGUUAGUUAAAGCGAGAAAAAAAAGUUAAUCUUAAGACAAAAUUACGUUUACGAAUUAUCUCUAUUAUUAUUAACAAUUUUUUGUUGUUACUGCUGUAAUAAUCUCUCUCUAAUUUCUCGUUGCGGUUGUGACGAGUUCGUUGCGCUAUUACCACGUCCCUUUUGACUGUUAAACGCAUACGAAUCCAUUACAUUUGGCAGCUUUCUUCAAGGAAUUCAAAAGCCUCUAGAGAAUCUUAAGUUUGCCUUCAAGGAUCAUUUUUGCUUUAUGGUAAAAAAAAAAUAGAAAUGUUCAGAUCAUAUCUCAAGGACAGGAAUAUCCUGCAACAUACUAAUACAUUUUAGAAACCGGAUUCUGGAUCAGGAAGGAUCUCAAAAAUUAGUAUGCAGACAGCUUGUAUCCUUGGGACACGUGUGACAGGAAGUUUUCAAAAAUAAGGAUACAAACUUUGAUUAUUGUAACGAUAGCUAUUCUCUCUUUUGUCACUUUAUCUUUGUUAAUUCAGUCAAGACCUCUUGGCCUUUCAUUUUGCUUUUUUAUCCUCGAUUACUUAUAUAAAUCUUUUUCUCUCUUUCUUUCUCUCUCCGUCGCCAUAACGAGAACGAACGUUGCUAUAGUGUCGCGUCAGGCCACGUGGUAGAGAGGUGGACUGAUCAAGAAUUUUGUUUUGUAAAUAUAUACCGAAAGUCUAUUUUUUUCAUUGACACUUAUUUCCUGUAAGUUACGUCCUAGACAAGGCGAUACACGGCGUAGGUUUUACAAUAAUCGUUCUGUUAAUCCACUAGUACCAUAAGGGACGCCAUUGAGCGAGUAUUUCACGUCGCUUCGAUCAACUGGAAUUCCUAUAUAUAUAUGUAUAUUUUUUUUCUUUAAGACCUUCGCAUAUUUAUAAAGCCUUUUUAUUCUUUUCUCCCUUUCUUUUAUUGUCACAAGACACGAAUACUCGCUCGAUGUCAAUCAUCUUUUAUAAGGAAUACAAUAAUUUUCUUUUAUUUCUGUGAAAACUGUCAGGAAAGUCAAUUUGUUAUAUAUAUAUACAAGUUUUUUUUUUCAAAAGGGACUUUUGAAUUACAAAAAUUCGUAAUAUUGCGAGUUCAGUCCCAUAUCCAGUGUAAACGUAAGAUCAAAGCAAUUCAAUGAACAAAUAAUUGACGUACAGUCUCACGACUCAAUCUCGCACCAGGUGUGUCGAUUCUCCGUAACGUUUGACACGAAUUCAAUGACUUUUGGAAUUCAAUGACAACUCGCUUGGCGAUGCGAAUUUUUAACGCGUGAUUUAAUCAGAUCAAUCGCAAUUCGCUUUGUACUAGCGGAUCCAAUGUACGAGCGUCGUAUGUGCAAUAAGACUCGCUGGGUUACCACAAUAAUUAUCUCAUAUCAUCCAGUCACGAAAGAUAAAUGUAAUAUAGCUAAUUUAAUCAUGUAGAUUAUUAAGUAUUAUUAUUAUAUUAUAUAGACCGUGUAAACAAUAAUGAUUGUACGGUACGCGAGCUCGUGCCAAGUUGGAAAUGACGAUUCUCAUUAUAUAUACUAUUCGCUUCAUCCAAUUUAAUCUCUUUUCACGGUGUAAACAUUUGAAUGAAUCAAUUUUUUUAAUCAUUUAUAAAAGAUAACGAUUCUCCCACCUUACGUACAAGAUAUUGGAAUUUUUGUCCACUCAUUCAAAUUAUUGAGACUGCGCGUUUCCAACGUGGUGCGACCACCUGCUGUAUGGGGAAAGAAAAAAAAAGUGAACAAGGCAGAAGUUGCGAAAACGUUGUAACGCAUAAGCUGGAGAGUAACGAACGAUAGUUCUUUCGUUACUACUAAUAAUAAUUUUAAUGGAGAGAGAAGAAAAAAAAUAACAGAGGGAGAGAUUACCGUUAAGGACCAAAGAUACAACUAUGUCUUUUGCAAGCGUUCACAAAGGAGCUUGCGGCACAAGCAAUCGUCUAGUUGAGAUUUUUUUUUUACAUAUCGCUAACUAGAAACAACGCUCACGGUUCACGCAUAAUCUUCGUUGACGACGUUUUUCACCAGGUCAUAAUCUUCAAACCUGGUUUAAGGUGUCUCGAUUGUCUCAAAGCCAUCCAAGAGUUCUUAGAUUUUAGGCAAUAAGUUACGUAAAUAUCUUCUAGUGCUAGCGGUGAUAGCAGUAGGACACGCGUUGCGUUUUUUGUCGUUAAGAUAACAAAUAUAUAUAUAUAUAUAUAAAUAUAUUAUUUUUUACGGAGGAGAUGUAAUAUAUUGUGCGCCAUAUACUAUUGUAUCCCAACAAUCAAUGACUUUUUCAAUGAGUUAGUUUCACGACUCUCGGCCAGUACGCAAAUUGUUGCGUACGUACGUCGUAGCGAGCAGGAUUUUCUUGUUAUUGUUCUUAAUAUUGUUGUGUCGGAGCGUUAAAAGUUCCGAAAACAACGAGAAGCUUUAAAUUAUCAUUGAGAAUGAAACUGCGAUUGAGGAAAUCGCAUACUCUUUCCUUUUUUUUUUUUUUAACAACGUCAGCAGAGAGAAAUGUAUAUCUAUUAUAUAUACAGACAUAUAUAUACUCGUCAACGAAUAGGAAAGGAAAAAUUACACUUUUGUUUUAGCCUAACGAAGCGAACAACGGGCCUAAUGCCUUUCUGUACCUUGUUUUAAGCCAGUGUAUAUAUUAUACCAUUAGAUCCGUAAGUACUAAUGAAUUAUAAUAUAAUGCAUAAAUAUAUGUAUAUGUAUAUCAUAUAUCGAGUCAUAUAUACACAUAUAUAUAUUUAAGAUUGUACCGUACAGGAUAAUAUACAGACACAAAGUAUAUUAGUUAUAUUGUAAUAUUGGACGAGCUAAUAGAGUCGUGAGAGUGAAAAGUAAUCCGAGGCGAUUAAUUAUUGUAAAACCUUUUAAUAAAUCCUGAGAGAUUCUCAAAAGAA
Messenger RNA from Cephus cinctus (wheat stem sawfly), 5898 nucleotides. It is a transcript of the gene Hs6st, whose product is annotated as heparan-sulfate 6-O-sulfotransferase 2. Gene Ontology annotation, cellular component: membrane. Lineage: Eukaryota; Metazoa; Arthropoda; Insecta; Hymenoptera; Cephidae. Gene Ontology annotation, molecular function: heparan sulfate 6-sulfotransferase activity. The record is from RefSeq and is a predicted model, not a curated record. Bases 279 to 1619 code for a protein of 446 amino acids. The transcript has 4 exons.